CAGAUCUCAUAGCCAUGAACCACACCGACUUUAUAAUCACCGGCACCUUCCAGUUGAUUGCCAGAAGCAAGGACACGGUUGGGCAAUAUGAAAGUCACACCGCUUUUACACUUCCUGGACUGUACCAAGUCGUCCAUGGCAUUGAUGCUUUCGAUCCCAAAUUCAACAUCGUGUCACCAGGAGCUGAUAUGAGCAUUUAUUUCUCCUACACGGAGGAGAAGUGGAGGUUGAAAUCUUUCCAUGCUGAGAUCGAAGAACUUCUGUUCAGCAAUGUGAAGAACAAGGAACACCUAUGCGUAUUGAAGGACCGGAACAAGCCAAUCUUGUUCACCAUGGCAAGACUGGACUGUGUCAAGAACUUAACUGGGCUGGUCAAGUGGUACGGAAAGAACACCUGCCUGAGAGAGCUGAUCAACUUGGUUGUGGUCGGUGGUGACCGGAGGAAGGAAUCUUAGGACUUGGAAGAGCAAGCCGAGAU
Eucalyptus grandis is the source of this 478-nucleotide messenger RNA. RefSeq names its product sucrose synthase 1-like. Bases 15 to 455 code for a protein of 146 amino acids. The transcript is spliced from 3 exons. NCBI's taxonomy places the organism in Eukaryota, Viridiplantae, Streptophyta, Magnoliopsida, Myrtales, Myrtaceae. The record is from RefSeq and is a predicted model, not a curated record. Gene Ontology annotation, molecular function: sucrose synthase activity. Gene Ontology annotation, biological process: sucrose metabolic process.